Orussus abietinus is the source of this 7859-nucleotide messenger RNA. It is a transcript of the gene Pka-C1, whose product is annotated as cAMP-dependent protein kinase catalytic subunit. The transcript is spliced from 3 exons. Gene Ontology annotation, cellular component: cAMP-dependent protein kinase complex; nucleus. Bases 343 to 1404 code for a protein of 353 amino acids. NCBI's taxonomy places the organism in Eukaryota, Metazoa, Arthropoda, Insecta, Hymenoptera, Orussidae. The record is from RefSeq and is a predicted model, not a curated record. Gene Ontology annotation, biological process: peptidyl-serine phosphorylation. Gene Ontology annotation, molecular function: cAMP-dependent protein kinase activity; ATP binding.
UCGCGGUCGCAGUCGCAGUCGCAGUGGCAGUGGCGCGCGCGCGGAACGGCUGAGCGUCGCGACGGCCGCGGAGCGUUGACCCGUCCGGACGGAGCCGCAGGAAAGCCAACUCGGCGCAGGGACUCGGACGCGAGAGGGAAGAUGGCGCGGCCCGCGGAGGUGGAGCGUUGACCCAGUUCUCGCGUCGCAGCGCGCCCCAGCGCGACCGGCGCGGCCCCAGGUGCCCGGUCCGAGGCGACUCGGCCCCGUUUCCGUCCGGCAGCCGCGCUCGCGCAACCCGCCAGCAUUCUGAAGAGAUUCGACUUCAGGGGGGCCCUGGCAGGCUCCAGCGGGGCCGGCAAGAUGGGCAACAACGCCGCCACCGCCAACAAGAAGGUCGACGCCGCAGAGAGCGUCAAGGAGUUUCUCGAACAGGCCAAGGAAGAGUUCGAGGAGAAAUGGAAGAAAAACCCGACCAACACGGCCAGCCUGGAGGACUUCGAGAGGAUCAAGACCUUGGGCACGGGCUCCUUUGGUCGGGUCAUGAUAGUCCAGCACAAGCCGACCAAGGAGUACUACGCCAUGAAGAUCCUGGACAAGCAGAAAGUGGUCAAGCUCAAGCAAGUCGAGCACACCCUCAAUGAGAAGCGGAUCCUCCAGGCGAUCCAGUUCCCCUUCCUGGUUUCGUUGCGUUUUCACUUUAAGGACUAUUCCAAUCUCUACAUGGUACUGGAAUAUGUGCCUGGCGGUGAGAUGUUCAGUCACCUGAGGAAGGUCGGCCGGUUCUCCGAGCCCCACUCGCGCUUCUACGCGGCGCAGAUCGUCCUGGCGUUCGAGUAUCUACACUAUCUCGACUUGAUUUACAGGGACCUCAAGCCGGAGAAUCUGCUGAUCGAUUCACAGGGCUACCUCAAGGUGACGGACUUUGGUUUCGCCAAGAAAGUCAAGGGUAGAACGUGGACCCUGUGCGGCACGCCGGAGUACUUGGCCCCCGAGAUUAUCCUGAGCAAGGGCUACAACAAAGCGGUCGAUUGGUGGGCCCUCGGAGUGCUGGUGUACGAAAUGGCAGCCGGUUAUCCGCCCUUCUUUGCCGAACAGCCCAUUCAGAUCUACGAGAAGAUCGUCGGAGGGAAGGUCCGCUUCCCCUCGCACUUUGGCUCGGAGCUGAAAGACCUGCUUCGCAACCUGCUCCAGGUGGACUUGACCAAGAGGUACGGCAAUCUCAAGGCCGGAGUCAACGACAUCAAGGGGCACAAGUGGUUCGCCAGCACCGACUGGAUAGCCGUCUUCCAGAAGAGGAUCGAGGCACCGUUUAUCCCCGUUUGCAAGGGGCCCGGUGACACCAGUAACUUUGACGAUUACGAGGAGGAACCGCUAAGAAUCUCAUCCACCGAGAAGUGCGCCAAAGAGUUCGCCGAGUUUUGAACGCACGGUCGAGUCGCGCACGACGUUCGACUUGACCUCGGUGAGCCGUCGCAGCGUCUCGAGGGGCAACGGCGCGCUUCGGCCGCCCUCACUCCGGGAGUCGCCGCGCCGCGACCCGGCCUGGCGAGCCUUCCAAGGGACGAGACGCGGGUCGACGCCGCGCGACCUAAUUUGGUCGUCGUGUACAAAGGCUAUUACUUUUUACUAGGAGAAACCUUUUUUUUAGUCGUCGCAUCGACGAUCGUUUCCUGGAUCGACGUUCCCAGAAAGAGAAAGAAAGAGAGAGCGCGUGAAAGGAGGAGAGAAUGCGAGUGAGAGUGAGAGAGAGAAAGAAAAAAAAAAGAUAUUUAUCGGACGCACGCCAAGAUCGGUUGCAUCGACUACGGGUAUCGACCUCGCGAACGCUGCUUUCGAAACCAGGGUGUACGCAUCGUGCUGCCCCUCCGUUGCAGUGGUUUUCCAAGAGAGAUCUGCCUUCGCUCAUCGCGUACAAACGUUAAAAGAAUUAAACUUAGCCGUUGAAUUAUCCUUUAGAAGCUCGUCGUCGCUGCUCUCCUAGAGUGAUAAUCGUUAAUGCUCUUCUCGUAGUGUAAAAAAUCAAAGAGGACAGUGAAUGUCUACCGUGUCGUUACGAACUGCCCUUCGAGAGUAAACAACCGAAGAGGAAUCGCAAGAUACUUCUACGAGACCAUGGUUUUACCAGUGCUUUACCAGUGGAAUUCCAGUCCUAACGUACUCUACGGUCUGUUAUCCGUUAACUCCGCUACGAAUCCAAGUUUCUUCAAAGGUCGGAUCUACGAUUCGUCUCUAACCUUCGUCAAGUUCCUCUGGAAACGAAGAAUGCUCCUGUACGAUUUUUUGAUGUCUGGAAUAUCUCGUGGUGUUCACUGGACAUUGAACAUCGACUCCGAGCAACCUCCCAUAGGACGUACCGACUUACCAGGCAACGCCAGUGCUCGACCUAACCCUGAGUUUGUGAUCUAAUUUGCAGCAGAGUUUCUGGAUUUUCUCCUCGGGCUCCGGAAUUAAGCGCAAAGUGGACACGUUACGAAGAUGACGGAUCGCGUUGAGGGGAUCCUCGGCGGCGGACUCUCCGCGAUGAUCGCUCAUCAUUUCCCGGUCCUCUGUCUGACACGUCGAGGAAGAAGUAUUCGAUUUCGGGCUUUCGGAAACUUUUUUUCCCUCCGAUAUCCCUAGGGAUCCGAGACAUCCGACGUGUCGUCGCACUUGUCACCGUUUAAUCCAGUAUAGCACGUGGCAUUAAGUGCUUCCGGAGAUUUCACAUUUGAAGGAUCUUCUUCUCGCCUCUCCUCCUCGCUUCCUAGCGACGACAAAAUAAAACAACGAUUCGAGUACUCCUUCGAAAUAGGCACUUUCGACGACGAUCAUUUUCGGGAUGACUUUCUUAUUCGUCCUAUUUCCUGCGCGGAAUGCUAUUCUUGCUCGGCACUAAAAAAUGGAAACCCGUGGCACGCGGAACGGGAGGAGGAAAAAGAUGAAUAUUUUCCGACUAUUUUUGGGAGAAAAUCGAUGCAUGGAGAGAGAGAGAGAAAGGUAGAGAAGGAGGUCAUUCUCAUUUGACCGAUGCAAAUUCUCGCUCGAGGUCGAUCAGAUUUCCCGGCCGAAUUUACCCGGCAAUUGCGAGCGCAUUAUUGAUCUGUAGCGGGCUACGUAAGUGCUAAUGUAUACAUUACCGAUUUACAGCAGGACCAAUGGACACGGCUCAAAAGUGCCCGCAAUUGUAGUCGACUUGUACGGAGCGGAUAGAGCGGUUACUCCUAAGAUUUAUCUACCGGGGUAUCUCCUCUCGGUCGGAAAAGAAAGGAAGGAAUAACGAAACGGGAAACAAGGAAUCUCUUCGAGCAGAGUUAUGAGAGAAUUCUCUCCGGAAGCGGAAUGAAAAUCUCGGAUGGAAGUAAUUCUUUUUUCCUCCCCUCUUUUAAUAAUAAACGACCGGGAGGUGAACCGAGGCGUAAGGCAUUUUUAAGAAUAACGAAGGAAUUUCUCCCGCGAGAUCGCUGGUCCAAUUUCUCCUGCAGAAAUAUCUCCUACCCGUGCAGGUUGGACGCGUUAACGCAAUUAACGUUUAUUUCGUCCUAGGUUGACGUCGACGAUCCUGCGGUUCUCUUUUCUCGUGGAAAUUGGCCCUCCGAUGUCUUUUGGCCGGCUCGAGAGUCAUGGACUAAGAUUUCUUUUCUUUCCUCGUCGAACGAUGGGAGAGCGACUGCGGAUGGAUGGUAUUUUUCGAUUAAAAUGGAGAUGAGUAUUUUAAUUCCCGACCCCCGUGUCGUCCCCUUCGAGAUCGAGAGGACAACCCUUUACCCUUUGUCAACUGUAAUCUCGUAACCUCGUUACAUCGUUCCGAAACGAAUCAUCGAAGUCCUUGUUAGCAUCCGAACGACUUUCGCUUCGCAUUGGGUGAAAGCAUUGUCAAAUUUCGCACGCGGUGACUAAUUACUAAUUACCGAUAUGUACUCCUUAUCGGCGCUCGUUGCGUCGCGUCAUGAGCGAAGUCAGGUCGUACUCGAGGUUUAGUAAGUACGGCCGGAUUACGGUCUACUUCGAGUACACGUAAGGACUUUCUCGGCCCCGUGUACUCGGGAGGGAAGAAGUCAUACCCGCCCCAAGUGAGGUUUCGAUUCUCGUGAAAUAUGUCCCCGAUGAGUUCUCGAUAGUGGUUAUCAAUUUCCGUUGCACCGGGUCGAAGCCUCCCUCGGGGCCGAAAUUUCCUCCUGGGCAUUUCGUAAUGUCAAGUAACGUUGGACGAAUCUCUCGAUACGAGCGGGAAGGGAGGCGAACGGUACGCCCGAAAGCAGCGUCCGGGAAAUUACGUGUAUAAAUGAAAUGCGUAUGUAUACAUGUACACACUUAGCUGUUAAUUUUGCGCUAGGAAGCCAAGGACGAGACCACGCGAAACCGGAACUAAAAGGAUCAAGCUUUUCCGUAACAUCGCGGUGUAACGUCGUAGGAUGUCCACGUACACUGUAAGAAGAAUAUUAAGAAACAAACCCAAAAAAAAAAUAAUAUGAGAAAGAGAAAAUCCAAGAAACAAUUAACAGAUGUCGUGUAAAAUUACUAAAGGUAUCGAUGGUAAUCAACAGAACCUAGAAUAACUUGGGUAAUUUUACCUAGGAUCGUGCAAAGUGUAAUUAACCCUCUCGUUGUUGAAAUCAAGAUGGCGGGGCAACGCCGUAGGACGUAGCCCGAAGUAGUUUCCAAUAUCGCUGUAAGGAUAUUUUCCGGUGGCUCGAUUUUUGCCCUCCUAUUUUCCUCGGGAGAAAAAGGAGCCCUUGAAUUUCCGAAAAGGCGGUCCGCGGUGAAGUUUCGAAUCCGCCUCGAAUUUUCGGCAAACUCGGGGAAAAUGAAACCAUCGGUGCGGGGAGUAUAUAGAAUCGGAACGAUUUAACGUAACCCUCGGUGAAAGGUGACGUCGCCUUUCUUUUAGCGAGAAAUAAAUUCAGUAAAAUAGGAAAUCCAUCGCGAUGCGAGUCAUGUCGUAGUUUCCAAUAGGGAAUUUCCGUUGGCCGUCUUUUCUCUCGCGAGAAAAAUGAAAACGUCGAGUUUCUCGGAUCGCAUCCUGCGGUGGAGUUUGGAAACUGACUUUGGCCGAGAUUCGCUCUCGAAUCGUCGGAUCCUCGGCGCGACUCUUGGAAGCGAGAGAGAAACUCGUAUGCUCGGCAUGUGUGACAGAAAGAGAGGGACGGAGGGCUCCAAGUAGGACUGGAGAACGAGAGCGAGUACUCCUCUUGCCGAGUAGUACUCAAAGGGAAAUCAAAUCGUCGGUUCGAGUAUUACGUAAGUGGUUGUAAAAUCUCGCAUAUAAUACACACGAAUCUAAUGUAUGCAUGUGACAGGGAGAAAGAGAAAGGGGAAAAAAGGAUGAGACGAAUCGUGCACGGAGAAGAAUCAAUCGGAAGGCUCGCACGCCCCGACGAUUUCGAUGAUAACGGCGAUAACGAUGUCGCGACGAUUUCGCAAUUACUUUCUAGGAGAAUUGAAAGUACCGAGACGCGGAUAGCCGUUUCCACCUUGAACGAUGCAGUUUCGAGGGGAACCUUCCGAGUGAUCGUUCCACGGGCAAUUGAUAACGCCUUUUACGGGUGAUAUACUUUUUCCCGUAUAUGUAAUACUGGUACAUCGCCGACAGGAGGUACGCCAAUGAGAUCGGCUUCGGAAAGUAACGAUACUUGGUAUUACAUAUAUACUUUUUCCGCGCAUAUCCUUCUGCCUCCUCCAUCGUGCCGUUAUAUUAACGAAUUGUAAACGAAUCCCCCCAAUUAAAUAAAGGUACGGACCACUGAUGCAGCAAUACGUACGUAAUAUGUAACUCUUGUGCGCAAUCGCUCACGCUUUAACGACGCAUAUGUAUGUAUAUGUACAUGUAUAAUCGUGUAAGCCGAGGACGCGAGGACCUUUGGUACGCCAGUUUUUCAUGUUUCGAUCUUUUUCUACGGCGGUACGGAAGAGCGUGUCGCUUCAAGGAAAGCAAUCGUUUCGUCGUUACGUCAGGAUCUAAAUUACCUUUAUUAUCCGAAUUUCGAGCGUCUCGAGUACAAGUACCGAGAACGCGAAACGAUUCGGCUGGUCUCCCGAUUUUCGCCAAUUUAUUUCCUUCGGCGAGGUAAAUUUCAUCCUGUCGGGACGAUGACAGAUUUUUUUUUUACUGGGCCGGAAACGACAGCUCACCGAAAGGUGUACCGUACCUGUACGGAGGGUGUACAGAGGGUGAACAAACGCAACGCGAGAUGUGUACGAGCUUCAUUGAAACGCUAGGCAGCGUAUGAUUUCAUUCCGCGUUAAUUUUCUGUAAAAUCCGGAUUUUGGUCACCCACGGAGUCAGUGUCGAUUUAAUUAUUAAUUUCGCGCGCAGUAAUUAACGGGUGCCGAUCAAACCGGACGUUGCGAUUUCAUUUCCGUUCCCGUCAGGCUCCAGCCUCGCCGAAAAGCGGAAACGGUGCCGAUUUCAAUUCUCCACCGGAAGGGAGGUCUCGAAACUCGGAGAGGAAAGUCCUAAAAUUCGUUUCCUCCUCGCUGGGGGUCUCCGAUUCUCGAAGUGCCUCUUCGGGUUCCUUUUAGAGGGAGAGGCACUUUUCUCAUCCCGGAGGUCGCCGGGAUGGGAGAAAGUCCGUACAUCUUUUACGUCCGAACAAACGGUCCCCGAUACACCUAGAACGGUAAAUCGGGUCUCUAAGUGCAGCCUGGAAACCGCGGCAAUUACGCGGCUUGCGGGUAAAACGCGUCCUCGUAAAGUGGGAAAGUGGAAUUCCGAUAGGCAACAUUAAUUGCGUCACAAACCGGAGCGGUCACAUUUCCGAGGCACUCGUUCGAUCCCGACGGGAAAAGAAAUAAAAUCCACCUUACGUCUCUGUACGCGAAUCGUUAUUAAAUAUCCAACACGCAUCGCACAGCGGAAAAGAGUUCUCAACCCCUCGUAGAGCCAAUAAUUUCCUGCUAAUAAUUACCUCGUAUCUAAACGUCGGGAAAUUAAACAUCGCCGCGCGAAGGAUUUAAUUAAUCCUAGUUUCUUUGGACCUGGGGAUUAUUCCCUCGCCGAGAGAGAGAGAGACAUCCAGGGCGGUAAUCGUCGAAGGGGUUUUUCGCGAGUACUCUCAUCUCGUCGAAGCCAGGACAAAAGUGCAAAACCGAGGAGGACGAAGUGGCUCUCUAUCUCUAGGAGAAUCAUCGGGAAAUUCAUGGAAAAUUCAUCGGGGUCGCUGAAAGAUUUAUCGGGAUCUCUCCGAGCUUCCCAGAGGACCUUUCCGACUUAAUGUCGACUUCCUUUGAGGCUGCCCUUUUAUUUCUUAUAUCUCGCUUGUUCGGAUCGGGUAACUAAAUCCGUUGGACCGGUCGGAGAUCUCGGUGCAGUCGGGAGACAUUUGAAAAUUGGUAUCGCAGGUGGAAUUCACUCUAGACCCGAUUUCCCGGGUUUCUCGUCUAGGAGGAAUCGCUUCUUACGGGAAUUGCGAGCGCAGCUUCCGUAGGGAGCAUUUUUCUGUGGCUCGAACCGUGGGAAAAUUCGCGGGGUAAUGGGGUAUUCGAAAAAAUGGGAUUACCGGAAAAGCAGGUUUCCCGUCCCGUUUUCCGGGCACGGGUCAGCUCGUGACACUCGAUGCGACAUCGUGCGUGCGACCGCGGAAAAGCGAUCGACUUUGGGGGAGAAUCGCGAGCCGGGGCGUCGUUCACAUCGGCGCUGUAAAUACGUUCGGAUGUAGGUACACCUGUAAAACGACAAGAUUCGGUGUCGAGCGUGCGAUCCGAGGCUACCUGAAUCGGUCGUACCUAUAGAGAUGUUUAGUCGCGUGACUAAGUUCGUCUGUGAAUAUAAUCUUAAUCGUACGAAGAUGUGUCUUAGGCUAUUUGUAUUUAAACGUUUUAUUAUUUACGUAUUACGUAGUACUUACAAGUGAUUAUACGAUGCAUAUUCUAAAUAAAUUAUUAAAUAGUUAUUACAUGGC